AUGCAGUUAAUAGCCCGUGAGUUGGAUAAAUUGGUCAUUGCCCAGACCGGGCUUUUGGCCCAACGACGACUGGCGAGAGGAGUGAAAUUAAACUAUCCCGAAGCUACGGCGUUGAUCACAAAUGUACUGCAAGAAAUGAUGCGAGAUGGCAAGCACGCCGCAUCAGAGCUCAUGUCUAUCGGGAAACAUAUCCUUGGCCGCCGACAUGUCCUUCCGCCCGUGAUAACAAUUCUCACAGUACUGCAGAUUGAAGGAACCUUUACGACAGGAACGCAUCUAGUUACUGUCGAUCAACCCAUCAGCAGCGAGAAUGGCGAUAUCGAGCUGGCGAUGUAUGGGAGUUUCCUGCCCAUUCCACCAGAGAGCUUAUUCCCCUCAUAUCCAGAAUCCGAGUAUGAGCCUUUGAAGAUGCCUGGAGCAAUCUCACCUGGUGAAGGAAUGAUCGAGCUCAAUCCCGGCAGAAAGCGAACCCAAUUGAAGGUUACGAACAAGGGUGAUCGGCCAAUUCAGGUCGGCUCUCACUUUCACUUCAUUGAAUCAAACCCGGAGCUGGAUUUCGACCGAAUUAAAGCCUAUGGCUAUCACCUUGACAUCCCAGCCGGGACUUCGACUCGUUUCGAGCCAGGCGAUAUCAAGACCGUGAAUUUGACACAGAUCAGUGGUCUCAAAACUAUUAAGGGGGGAAGUAGUAUUGCGACUGGAACUAUUGACCUGUCGCAUACCAAUGCAGUACUGCAACGUCUCCAGGAGGAAGGCUUCCGACACAGUCCCGAGGAGGUGCCCAUUAAUAUACAAAAGAUAGAGCCAUACAAGAUGGAUCGACUUUCGUAUGCCUUGAUAUAUGGUCCGACAGUCGGUGACUCGGUCCGUCUCGGCUCAACAGACCUCUGGGUGAUGAUUGAAAAGGACUACACAGCACACGGAGACGAAUGUACAUUUGGAGGCGGUAAGACUUUGCGCGACGGAAUCGGACAAGCUGCUGGUCGUGCAGAUGAUGAGUGUGCGGAUCUGGUUUUGGUCAAUGCAUUAGUCAUUGACUGGACUGGCAUCUUCAAAGCUGAUGUUGGAGUGAAAGACGGCGUCAUUGUGGGGAUCGGAAAGGCGGGUAAUCCUGAUGUGAUGGAUAAUGUGAACCCGGCUCUGGUGAUUGGAUCCAACACGGACAUCAUUGCCGCAGAGGGGAAAAUCGUUACUGCUGGUGGUAUCGACACCCAUGUUCACUUUAUCUGUCCACAACAGGUUGAAGAGUCUAUCUCGUCGGGUAUCACAACCAUGUUUGGAGGAGGCACUGGUCCGAGUACGGCCUCUGUUGCCGCCAAUUGCACCCCGAGCAAGACCUAUAUUCGACAGAUGAUGCAAGCGUUAGACAAGCUGCCAGUUAAUUUUGGCGUCAUUGGAAAAGGCAGUGAUACUGGCAAGCCAGGUCUUCAUGAUCAGUGUAAUGCAGGUGUAGCUGGCCUCAAGCUGCAUGAAGAUUGGGGAUGCACUCCCUCAGCAAUUGACUCUUGUCUGAGUGUCUGCGAAGAACACGACAUUCAGUGCCAAAUUCACAGCGACUCUUUGAACGAGUCCGGGUUUGUCGAGCGAACGGCAGCUGCAUUCAAAGGAAGGACGGUCCACGCAUAUCAUAUCGAAGGAGCUGGUGGCGGACAUGCGCCUGAUAUGAUUUCUCUCGUACAGCACGCCAACGUCCUUCCUAGCAGUACCAACCCAACCAAGCCAUACACCUGCAACACAGUAGACGAGCACCUCGAUAUGGUGAUGUCCUGUCACCAUCUAUCGAAGAACAUUCCCGAAGAUAUUUCCUUCGCAGACAGCCGAAUUCGGGCGGAAACAAUUGCUGCAGAAGAUGUCCUCCACGAUACCGGUGCGAUCAGCAUGAUGUCAUCUGACUCUCAGGCAAUGGGGCGAUGUGGAGAGGUAGUUCUUCGCACUUGGAAUCUGGCUCAUAAAAACAAGGUAGAGCGUGGCCCGUUGCCUGAGGAUGAGGAUACUGGAGCGGAUAAUCACCGAGUCAAGCGGUAUGUCAGCAAAUAUACCAUCAACCCUGCCCUGGCACAGGGAAUCAGUCACGUUGUGGGCAGUGUUGAGGUUGGCAAAUUAGCCGAUCUGGUGAUCUGGGAACCUGCAAGCUUUGGCACCAAGCCAUUCCAAGUUCUUAAGAAGGGAUUUAUUGCUUCAGCUCAAAUGGGUGAUCCAAACGCAUCGAUCUCUACUGUUCAGCCGAUAAUUGCACGACCGAUGUUUGCGCCUCUUCUACCCUCAAGUAGUGUGAUGUUUGUUUCCAAGGCCGGCAUGGAGAACGGUUCCGUUAAAUCCUACGGCCUGAAAAAGCAGAUUGAAAUUGUGAAGAAUACUCGCACGGUCACCAAGCUUGACAUGAAAUUCAACAAUGCCACGCCGAAGAUGGAGGUUGAUCCCGAAGCCUUUACCGUUAUGGCCGACGGACUGCACUGUAACGCAGAUGCGGCUACAUCGCUUCCACUUACGCAUCAAUAUUUUAUAUACUAG
Molecule: messenger RNA, 2511 nt
Organism: Penicillium hordei
Lineage: Eukaryota; Fungi; Ascomycota; Eurotiomycetes; Eurotiales; Aspergillaceae
Exons: 11
Coding region: 1-2511 (836 amino acids)
Biological process (GO): urea catabolic process
Cellular component (GO): urease complex
Molecular function (GO): nickel cation binding; urease activity
Source: RefSeq, a predicted model, not a curated record